UCGGAUAAGCGUAUAUACUUAUAUCCUAAGCGUAUAAAUAAAGAGAUAGUUAAUACUCUAAAUAAGCUAUUCUUUAAGUUCACUACUACUCUUUCAAAGUCAAAGGAUAUCACUAUUUAUCUCAUCUUUAGUAUCUAUAAUAAUCUCUUCAGUUACCUUAAGGCCUCCGAAGAAAUACUCUUCAACCGGAGGAGCCCUAAGGGAAUAAUAAUAACGAGCUUAAUCGCUAUCUUACUAAAGUUUCCAAUUCUUAUAGCCCUUACACGGGAUAUCUUAUCUAUUCCUACUAGUAGUACUAGUGUAGAGCGUCUAUUUAAUUACGCGCGUGAUAUCUAUCAUUAUCGACGUAGGCAAUUAAAACCGGAGAUAGUUAAAGCGCUAAUACUUUAUAUAUAUACAACAAAAUUUAAGGUUAAACAAAGGGAGAUUAAUUUCACUAAACAGCUUAUUUCAGUUAGGGAGUUAGCUCUUCUUAAACAGGAGAGAGGCUCACUACUACCCCUCCCUUCUCUAGAUCCUAUCAGUGAUAGUAAGGAGGCCGAAGAUAAAGAUACAGUGACUAAGAUUCCCUCUUAG
Penicillium cataractarum is the source of this 576-nucleotide messenger RNA. RefSeq lists its product as uncharacterized. The transcript has 4 exons. Lineage: Eukaryota; Fungi; Ascomycota; Eurotiomycetes; Eurotiales; Aspergillaceae. The record is from RefSeq and is a predicted model, not a curated record. Gene Ontology annotation, molecular function: protein dimerization activity. The annotation marks the transcript as partial.